AUGAUGAAUGGACUACACGCAGACCCGCCGAGUUCGAUACCAAAGUCGAAAACUUGCAAGUAAGUCCAAUUUAGUUUAUUAGAAGAUUCAAUUUCCUGUUCUGCUUAAAUAUAAGAUUAAAAUGAGUUUAAACUUUAUAUUUAUGUGAUUCACUGAAAACAAACUAAAACAGACUGUUCUUUUUUUCACGCAGUAAUGUGAUGUACGGUAUGUGGUCCUUGGUCCGCGCAAGUCCGCGAUGCCCUUGGUCCGCGCCUUUUCCGAAAAUGAUAAAAUAUUUCGUCGAGAAAAAAAAUACGUUGAACAAUGAAAGAUAUCGUGAUUUACUGAUUAGCGUUCUUUCAUAUGACGAAGUUUCGGCUUUCUUGCUAUGGGUGAAGGCGCGAAAUUAAAGUUUGUUGAUAGGUAGGUUUAUUUGUCUUUCUUGAAGUUUGGAUUUUUGCGGCACCGUAAAUUACAUGGUCAUAUUUACUUAGCCUGCGAAUAAAUAAAACGCAACGGGAAGACGUGCCUUUUUUCAGAGCAGGUUUUCAGAUCAACUAUUUUCUGCUGUUGGAAGAAUAUUGCUGUAGACUCUGAAGUUUUUGUCUUAUCGACUCUUGAAAAAUAUCACCAAAUUUCGCUUAGCGGUCCUUCGUCCGCGACCUAUGACCUGGUUGAAUAAAACUUCGCAAAAUAAAAAGCGACGGCCUUUGUUUUCGAAGAAUGUUUUGAAAAUCAUCCCUAUACAUGUCUACAAGUUCUCUUUUUUUAAUACCUCGAAUACGUACAGAUUUUUUGGUAAUUAUUUUCGACCGCGCUGAAAACCGCUCGCGAUGCUCGUGUGGGAGACUCGAGGAGACUGUUGUCUGAAGUCUUUGAAAGAAGAGCAGAUUAUUUUAUACUCACAACAUCUUCCGAAAAAAAAUUUCGCUUAAUUGCAUCAAGAGAAGAAAAAAUAUAUGAAAUUUGCUAAAAUGACGUUUUCCUGUCGAAACUAUCACAUUUUUACGUUUUUUCGUGCUGCUUACCUGAGACGCGGACCAAGGACCACAUUCGCGGACCAAAGACCAUCGAAAACGGUCGCCUUUGUACGAGCUCCAAGCAAAAUAUUUAUGUCUGGAACUUGAAACUUCAGGAUUAACGACAAGAACAUAAAAGCUAUCUUCAGGGAGUAUUUCAGCUCGUAACGUGAAGAUUCGGGUAAGAUAUUCAAGUUAAUGACUUUUAGACGCGGACCAAGGACCACAUACUGUACUGGACAAGCGAGCACGAUGUCCUGUUAUGCAGAGAGGUUGUUUCCGAGAAUCCGUUCAAAACAAGAAAGGGUUCGUCGCAAAGAAGCGAAAUUUGGGAUAGAAUAGCCAACACUUUGAAUACCUGUUCCAAGCCUGUCUUUGCUGUGGAUAAAAGGUCCGUAAGGGAUCAUGUGGGUAUUUUAAUUAACCGAAUCAAAAAGAAAUUAAGAGCUGAGGAAAGGAGCUCGGGCAUCGCGCCGCCCGAGCCCACAGAACUUGAAAACUUGGUGGAAGAAAUUAUGGCUCUCGAAGAAACAGCUGAUGCAGAAAUGAAAGAGGACGACGAAAGUGUGAAAGGUUAG
Molecule: messenger RNA, 1579 nt
Organism: Porites evermanni
Lineage: Eukaryota; Metazoa; Cnidaria; Anthozoa; Scleractinia; Poritidae
Source: the annotation of a GenBank genome assembly